UCAAACUCAAGUAUUCUAAAAACAGCUCUGGGUUUAUUUAUUUAUUCCCCUUUGAAUAAGAUCAAACGGUGGUAAUAAGUUGAAAAAUGAGCUGCAAUGGUUGCCGCGUGCUCCGAAAGAGAUGCAGCGAGACAUGCGUGUUACGGUCGAGCUUGCGACGGAUCGAAUCCCCCGAAGCCCAAGGCAAUGCCACCUUGUUUCUCGCCAAGUUUUUCGGCCGUACUGACCUCAUUUCUCUUAUAUCCUCUGUCCCUCAACCUCAACGCCCUGCUUUGUUUCAAUCUUUAUUGUUUGAGGCAUGUGGUCGUACCGUGAACCCGGUGAACGGAGCGGUGGGGCUGUUAUCAUGUGGGAAGUGGCACAUCUGUCAAGCGGCGGUGGAAACGGUUCUUCAGGGCGGAACGUUAAGACCGAUUUUGGGGUCUUCUUGGGCGGCAAGUUGUGAUGAGUCAUCGGAUCGUUUCUGCGUUAACUCGUGCAGCUAUGAGUCGAAGCCGUUGGUGAUGGGAAAUCAAUCGGAUUCGACGUCCUCAGAUCUUAGCUUGUCUUUGACGGCUAGACUGGGCGGAGAAAGACGUGGAAGGCGGCACGAUGAGGGAAAUAAGAGAGCGAAAACGGAGUUAUUUUUUUCGGAGGAAUCGGAGACAACCACUUUUGAAAGGGAUAACAACGAAGAAACGCACGACAGAAAGAUUUUGGAUCUCUUCGUUUGAAGGAAAAAUAGUUUU
This is a messenger RNA of Hibiscus syriacus, 728 nucleotides long. RefSeq names its product LOB domain-containing protein 39-like. Lineage: Eukaryota; Viridiplantae; Streptophyta; Magnoliopsida; Malvales; Malvaceae. The record is from RefSeq and is a predicted model, not a curated record. Bases 87 to 713 code for a protein of 208 amino acids. Gene Ontology annotation, biological process: regulation of gene expression. The transcript has 2 exons.